Molecule: messenger RNA, 3230 nt
Organism: Triticum aestivum (bread wheat)
Lineage: Eukaryota; Viridiplantae; Streptophyta; Magnoliopsida; Poales; Poaceae
Exons: 9
Coding region: 325-2946 (873 amino acids)
Molecular function (GO): NAD+ poly-ADP-ribosyltransferase activity
Source: RefSeq, a predicted model, not a curated record
UACUUUUUCGUCCGUCCCAAGCAAGUCUCUCCUCGCGAAAUAAAAAAAAGAUCCCCUUUGCCAGCGCCGGCAGCACGGAACCAUCAGCGCGGUGGCCACACCCCUUCCUCUCCGCCGGCGAGCUCCUCCUCCGCCCACCCCACCCCCACCGCCACCCCAAUCCGGGUGGGCCGGCGUGGUCCGAAGAUCCGUCGGCCGUGGUUCCUCUCGCCGGAUCAUUCUCUACCGCUGUGUGGUCAAAAUGAAGGGAGACCUGUAAAUUGUGUACCAUAUUAAGGUUAUUUCGUAUUUCUCCAUCUGUUCUGUUAGGAACCAAGCUAGACAAUGGCAUCGCCACAAGAAUCCAAACCCUUGUGCUUGAAGCGCAAGCUUGUCGACAACUGCCUGUCAAAAGAUUGCAAGUCUCGUCGAGUCGUGGUUGACAAUGGACCCUCUGAUCCAUCUGCUAAACGGUGCAAGUGCUGUUGCACGCGACCUAAUCUUGCUAGUGAUUGCGUCAAUUACCUGAAAAGUGGAGUUCCCAGCCGUAUCGUGUUUUACAAACAAGAUUCUUGGCACAAUUUUCCUGAGCUAAUAAUGAAGUCCCUGAUUGAAGGAUUUAAAGGCGGCAAAUCUAGUGUUGUGGCUGUGAUGGAUGAUGAGCCUGUUCUUGUUGAUUUCUUGUCAAUGAGUCUUGUCAACCUACAAACAAGAAAACAGCGAUCUGUUGCAUGGUAUGAUGAUACUGGAAAGGGCUUUUUCCCUUCUCUGUUCUUUGACGAGGAAGGUGAUGAAACGGCCAAUUUGGACUCUAGUAAUGUUGAGGAUGGUGCACAGGGAAUAAUGCUGGAUAAGGCUGUAAGUUCUCCAGAGGAAGUGGUGAAGCAAGUUGUUCUUGAAUCUGGCCCUCCGGGGCCACAUAAGCCUUCCACUGCAGACAUAUUACGUAAAAAGAUCACAUCUGUGGAAAGAGGAAGCGAAGACUUUUUGCUUGUUCAGGACCUUUUUCUCUCUGGUAUGGGUCCGUUUGCAACACCGAAUAACAUACUUCAUAUCCACCGCUACUCCCCGAAUGAUAUCACUGCUCAGUGUCGACUUCAAGCUUUUGAAAAACAAAUGAGCUGCACCAAAGAAGAUCGUGGUGAUUCAAAUGUAAGAUAUGGAUGGCUGGGUUCUACGAAGAGUGACAUAGUUAGGAUUCUAAUUAAUGGGUUUGGUAACACCGGAAAACCUGCUGAGAAGGCAUGCUUGAGCGCUGGUGUUUAUCUUUCACCAGAAGAUCGAGCCUUUACCAGUGUCGGUCUUUGUGAUGUUGACGAAAAAGCGGUGCAGUAUAUGUUAUUGUGCCGAGUGAUAUUGGGCAACAUGGAAGCUAUCACGCCUGGAUCACAAGAUUCUUUUCCAAGCAGCGAGAUAUAUGAUUCUGGAGUUGAUGAUUGCUCCAACCCAAAGUGUUAUGUUAUGUGGCCAUCCCAUCUUAACACUCACAUCCGUUUAGAAUAUCUUGUUAGUUUCAGACUUUCACCAAAAGUUCGAAAUUAUUUACUUGGCUUGAAGGGUUUAUGGUUUCACCCAUCACCAAAAGAAGUUGCUAUGGAUAUUUCUACUCUUCAACCUAUAAUGGGUGAAACUGGUGAAGCACCAACAUCCCCAUGGAUAUCCUUCAGAGUUCUGUUUGCAAUGAUCCAAGACAAUAUAUCAUCUGUAGCAAAGGAACUGCUCUUCCAUCAUUAUGAAGAGCUGAAGGAAAACGAAAUAAGUCGUGAAGAAAUGGUGAAGAAGAUGAUAAUAAUAGUCGGAGAAAAGUUACUUUUGGAAACUUUAAAGAAGCUCCAUUACUGUCCAUCACUAUGGCAUAAAUCUUCUGUCGAAGUGAUGUCCAGUGAUCCUGCAAGGGUAGCAGCAGAAGAUCCUGCAAGGACAACAGAAGAAUACAUAUCCUUGGAUAAAACAACUGGGCAUUGUGCACUAACUCUUGGUAACCUUGGUGAUUCCUGUGGACCAAAUACAUUGGCUGAAAGUUCCACAGCUCUUAGCACCAAAGGAUGUGAUACUCUUGCAGUAGCUACGGUGCCCAAAAGCCAUGAUUCUGUCGCACCAAGCAGUGUGCCUGAAACAUCUACUUCUUCUGGUGGCAUAUGCCUAGCUUCCCCAAGUGUGAAACCCAAAAGUAGGGAUUCUCCUAUACGAAUAAUGUCACCUGAAAGCUCUGCAAAUCAUGGUGCCAAAAAUCAGGAUCCUUCUGCAGCUAGAAUGGCACCUACACUUCAUGACGUCCUUCGGAGGACAGCUUCUGGAAAAUCUGCAUCUCGUGGUGCGGAAGGUAGCAAUGGUGUUGCACCAAGUAUGAGACCUCAUGGUUAUGCUUCUCCAGCACCAACUAAUGCCUCAAAAGGCCGUGGGAUUGGUGCUCCGGGACUCAGUCUGAAGGGCUCUGAAUGUCCUGGGCCAGUUUUGGCACUGGGAAGCACCAAAUUCAGAGGGAUGAAAAGUCCCAGCUCUGUGCCAAGAAUGACACCUGAAGGCCCGGAAUUUCUUUCACUGAGUAUUGCGCCACAAAGCCAAGUAAUUUAUCCAACUAAGUGCCAUGGUGGUGAUUUGAGUUCUUCUGUCGCAGCUCCAGCUCACGUGCCAGGACAUGUGAACUCUUCAGCUUUGAGCGCUGAAGGCUGCGAUUCUCUAGCACUGAGUAUCGCGCCAAACUGCCAUGAUCCUCCAGCAUCAAGCAAUAACGAGCCAGCGUUCCAUGGGGCUCCAACAACAAAUACAGCAUCUGAAGGCGAGCACUCUCAGGCGCCGAGUGCAGCCACCAUGGAUUAUACUGCUCCUGCACCGACAACCGGGGAGGCCGUACAAUUUGGACCCUGCAAUAAGCCAUCGGCGCCCGUCCCUGAGCCCGGCAGCAACGUCGCUCAGGCGGCUGACAUCCUCGUCGCCCUGUCAACUCCGCGAGAGAAGGGCAAGUAGUAGCAGAGGGGACAGCCGAGACUGCACCGCCGAUGACCCCUUUGGUCCCCGUUUUGGAUCUCUGUUGCUGUACAUGUAAAUGUUUACCCGUUUCAUGUGCUGGAUGGUGGCUUGGCUUGCCGUUGUACAGGCGGGGGGAACUUGUGCUGUUAGCUCAGGUGUAAACAAACCAGUGGGAUGUGCUGUUAGUUUGGGUCAAUCUGUAGGGAUACAUACCAGUCACCCUGUCGACUCUGAACACAAGUAACUGUUUAUCUGUUGAACUUGGCAACCGUUAUCUCCUC